UAGGCUGACUAAAUCGGAAAAUAAUCUUCUGACCUCGUAUAUGAUCUCCUGCCAUGUACCCGGGAGCUUCUGUGCCUUGUGAACCUCAGGCGGGUGGCCCAAGUCAAUAAGGAACAGAACUUUUUCAAUGACUUGAAAGGGAAAGCCGAUGGGGUGAGAGACUUGGGUUUCAACACUACAGUGUUAUUGGAGGAGGAAGCUUACACUUCUUACAGUGCAGACGAUCAUGGGCAACUGGGAAAGUGCAGCCAUUCCGUCUAGGAUGAACCCUUUCUGGCUACGGUCAUUUUUAGGGUUCUUUCCCUGCAUUCCGUUGAGGUUGGAAAUGACUCCUUGUUCAACUCAAGACAUGUUGAAUAAUUUGCCAGAAAGUAUACUAGAAAACAUCUUUUCACGUUUGUCGAUUAGAGACGUGGUGAGGACCAGUGUCUUAUCAACUAAGUGGAGAUACAAAUGGACUUCAGUCCCACAUCUCAUAUUCAAUGAUGAAUGCAUACCAGUUUCUAAUGGUUCACUUGGUCAUGAUAAACUUGUGAAAAUUAUCAAUCAUGUUCUCCUACUUCAUAGAGGUCCAAUUCUUACAUUCAAGAUCUCCAGUUCACAGUUGCAAACCUGUUCAGAAAUAGAAAGCUGGAUUCUUUACCUCUCCUUAAAUUCUCCAACAGAAUUUGAACUUCAGAUUUGUAAUUCAGAGGGUCAUAUUGUUCCUCCAUGUUUAUUCUCAUUUAGACAAAUGCUUCAUCUGACACUGGUUGGCUGCAUAAUAGUCCCUCCUAUGACCUUCAAAGGCUUUCGCUGUCUUACAAGUCUGGUUUUUCAAAAAGUUACACUCUCUGAUCCAACAUUGAAAUGUUUGGUUUCUACCUGCCCUCAACUCGAAAGGUUGACAUUGAUUGAUAUCGAUGGUCCUAUUUGUAUUGAACUUAGCAAUGAAAAACUCAAAUACUUACGGAUCUAUGGAAAAUUCAUUGGCAUAUGCCUCAAAGAUUUGAGUCUUUUAGAUUAUGCAAGCUUUCAUGCAACAAAUGCAGCUCGUCCUGACCAACGGAGAGCCUGCAAUAUUUGUAACAUUCUUGGCUCUCUACUCAGUAUUCAAAAGCUUGUCAUGGGAGGUUGGUUUCUACAGUCAUUAGCCAUUGGUGAUGUGCCUAGGAAGCUUCCUUCUACUUAUGAUAAUUUGAAGAGCAUCUCCUUCCCAUUGAAUGCGAAGGAUAUGAAAGAGAUUUUAGUUGCUAUAUGUUUACUUAAUAGCUCCCCUAAUUUGCAAGAGCUUGAAAUCUCGCUGUGGCAUAAGAGGGAAUCUGCAAUUGCUCCUGUCAUAGAUUUGCAGAAAGCAAAGGAUCAGUUGAAGUCUACAUUCAACAAGCUCCGGGUUGUAAAUAUUUCUAAACUCUUUGGCAUGGAAAUUGAAUUAGUACUCAUUGAAUUUAUACUUGCCAAGUCACCAGUGCUUGAGACAAUGAACAUCAGUCCUAAAAAAAUUGGCAGUGAAGCAUUGACAUUGUUACAACAGUUGCUUCAAUUUGAAAGAGCUUCACCACUAGCGGAAAUUUUGUACUUGGAUUCUGCAACUUGAUAGAAAUGUUCCAAGUUGGUGAAUACUCGAGCUCUGUUCAAGCCACUCUGUUUUUUAAGUGUGUCUGGUUAAAUGCGUAUGUUGAAGAUCAUUCGUCCUGCAUAUUGAAACUAGUGAUGAAGGCCUGAAUUUCAUUGUCCUUUGGGAUCCUAAUGAUUUUGGCAAUGACAGCCCUCUCUGUAACCUUUUCAACUCAUCAUAUGUUUGCUGAAAAAUUUGCAGUUGCCUUGUAAA
Molecule: messenger RNA, 1810 nt
Organism: Macadamia integrifolia
Lineage: Eukaryota; Viridiplantae; Streptophyta; Magnoliopsida; Proteales; Proteaceae
Product: F-box/FBD/LRR-repeat protein At1g13570-like
Exons: 5
Coding region: 227-1576 (449 amino acids)
Molecular function (GO): protein binding
Source: RefSeq, a predicted model, not a curated record